Angiostrongylus costaricensis is the source of this 936-nucleotide messenger RNA. Lineage: Eukaryota; Metazoa; Nematoda; Chromadorea; Rhabditida; Metastrongylidae. The record is from the annotation of a GenBank genome assembly.
UUGUGCGGGAAAAGUCACUCUCUGUGGUACAAUUGGGAACGGUCCAGCCCUUUACUAUUGUUGUCGUCUAUUCUUUACUUCGUCAGAGCUGGAGAAGAGUUACGGCGUGAGGCGGCUGAGAUCUCACGGCUCCUAAGUUCACCGAAAACCCCAAUCCCUCUCAGUGUAUGGUUAUGGACGUUGUUUGGAUGUUCUUUAGUGGUUCUUUGUGGAAUACUUCCUGCUUUCCUGUUACCUGCUAACACUAACGAGUAUCUUCGGACUGAAGGCAGACAUAAUCUCAGCUUGCUUCUAUCAUUCGCAGUUGGCAGUCUUCUUGGAGAUGUUUUUCUUCAUCUUUUACCGGAAGCAUGGGUUGAUAUCGAACACAUUGGACUAUGUACAAUGGGCGGUCUUUUAAUUUGUUCUUUGGUCGAGAAACUCUGCAGUACAACGGAAGAAAGCCAGCAUAAGGUUUGUGCAAUUAUGAAUCUAGUUGCCAAUUUGGUGGAUAACUUUACGCAUGGGUUGGCGGUUGGUGCCAGCUUUUUAGUAUCACCAAAGUUCGGAAUGAUGACGACCUUUGCUAUUCUCGUACACGAAAUUCCACACGAAAUCAGUGAUUUCGCAAUUCUUCUCCGAGCAGAUUUCGAUCGACUCCAAGCUGUGAAAGCCCAACUAGUGACCGCUUUCGGAGGUGUAGUUGGUGCUUGUGCUGCACUCUGGCUGCAAAGUAGCGCAGUACAAUCGAUUGAUUGGAUCUUACCAUUCACAGCUGGAGGAUUUAUUAAUAUAUCACUCGCACAGAUUCUACCUGAGCUCAAUCAGGAAACUAGUCGGAGGUGUUUUAUCGAACUUUACCCUUCAGUUAAGUUCCUCGUUAAAGCUCAGUUUCAGGCAGAACAUCAAACAACUGGUGAUGAUUUUACUAGGACUCUUUCUCUUGCCGAUGUGUAA